Molecule: messenger RNA, 6149 nt
Organism: Sciurus carolinensis (gray squirrel)
Lineage: Eukaryota; Metazoa; Chordata; Mammalia; Rodentia; Sciuridae
Gene: Niban1
Product: niban apoptosis regulator 1
Exons: 14
Coding region: 142-2910 (922 amino acids)
Source: RefSeq, a predicted model, not a curated record
GAAGUUUGCCCUUUAAUUACAGAGCCCGGUUCCCGUCGCAUCAGCCUUCGGAGCAAGCCGUGCGCACCGUCCUGAGCGGCCAGUUCUGUCCCGGGCGCGGGCUGGGAAGUCCCGGCGCUCUGCACGCUCCGCACAGCCACCAUGGGCGGCUCGGCCUCCAGCCAGCUGGACGAGGGCAAGUGCGCCUACAUCCGAGGGAAAACUGAGGCUGCUAUCAAAAACUUCGGUCCGUACUACAGUCGCCAGUAUUCGGUGGCUUUUGGCAAUCAUGUGCGCAGUGAAGUAGAACAGCAAAGAGACUUAACGUCACAAUUUUUGAAGACCAAGCCACCUCUGGAACCCGGAACCGUCCUGUACGAAGCGGAGCUGGCACAGUUUGCUGAAGACAUAAGGAAAUGGAAGGACAGAUACGUUGUGGUUAAAAACGAUUUUGCCGUGGAGAGCUAUGAGAACAGAGAGGCCUAUCAGAAGGGAGCGGCUCCUAAAAGUCGAAUUCUUCCAGCGGGCGGCAAAGUGUUAACGUCAGAAGAUGAAUAUAAUCUACUCUCUGAUCGGCAUUUCCCAGAUCCCAUCGCUUCCAGCGAGAAGGAGACCGCGCAGCCCCUCGUGGUCCUGCCCAGGCCGUUCCCCGUGUACCUGUGGCAGCCCUUCCUGCGACACGGCUACUUCUGCUUCCACGAGGCCGCUGACCAGAAGAAGUUCAGCACCCUCCUGAGCGACUGCGUCAGGCACCUGAAUCACGAUUACACGAAGCAGACGACGUUUGAAGCCCAAGCCUUUUUAGAAGCUGUGCAAUUCUUCCGACAGGAGAAAGGUCACUAUGGAUCCUGGGAAAUGAUCAUUGGGGAUGAAAUUCAGAUCCUGAGCAACCUGGUGAUGGAGGAGCUCCUGCCAACCCUUCAGACCGAUCUGCUGCCUAAAAUGAAGGGGAAGAAGAAUGACAGGAAGAGGGCCUGGCUCGGACUCCUGGAGGAGGCUUACAACCUGGUUCAGCACCAAGUUUCAGAAGGAUUAAGUGCCUUGAAGGAGGAAUGCAGAGCUCUCACCAAGGGCCUGGAGGGAACCAUCCGUUCAGACAUGGAUCAGAUUGUGAACUCGAAAAACUUUUUAAUUGGGAAGAUCAAAGCCUUGGUGGCCCAACCAGCCGAGAAAAGCUGCGGGGAGAGCGUGCAGCCUUUCCUGGCGUCCAUUCUGGAGGAGCUCAUGGGGCCAGUGAGCUCGGGGUUCAGCGAGGUGCGUUCGCUCUUUGAAAAGGAAGUGGAUGAACUCAGCCAGAGCUUCCGGGCCACCAAAGACGGCGUUCAGCUGAAGCAGCAUCUAGACCAGCUUAUGACUCUCCCUCUGGAUUCCGUGAAGAUGGAACCUUGUUAUACUAAAGUCAACCUGCUGCCAGAGCGCCUGCAGGAACUCCAGAGCCGCUUCAGAUGCCCCCACGUGGAUCUGGUGGUCCAGAGGACGCAGAACUACAUGCAAGAGCUAAUGCAGAAUGCAGUAUUCACUUUUGAGCAGUUGCUUUCCCCACAUCUCCAAGGAGACGCCUCCAAAAUUGCAGCUGCCAUUGAGAAGGUCAAGCUCCGAGUCCUGAAGCAAUAUGACUACGACAGCAGUACCGUGCGGAAGAAGAUCUUCCAGGAGGCGCUGGUUCAGAUCACACUUCCCACCAUGCAGAAGGCACUGGCGUCCACCUGCAAACCAGAGCUUCAGAAAUAUGAGCAGUUCAUCUUUGCAGAUCACACCAAUAUGAUCCACGUGGAAAAUGUCUACGAGGAGAUUUUACAUCAGAUCCUCCUUGAUGAGACUCUGAAAGUGAUAAAGGAGGCUGCAAUCCUGAAGAAGCACAACUUAUUUGAAGACAAUAUGGCCUUGCCCAGUGAAAGCGUGUCUAGCUUAACAGAUCUGAAAACCCCCAUGGGGUCCAACCAGGCCAGCCCUGCCAGGAGGGUGUCGGCCCUGGUUCCCCUGGGAGUUCCAGACGGCGAGACACCGGGCUGCAGCGAGGUGUUCCUGGAGUCAGAGGAGCGGCCGCGGCAGCCUGGGGCAGAAGGAGAAAGCCUUCCUCUCCCUGGGCCCAACCCUUCCCCCAGCGGGGAUGAGCAGGGGCUUCACGACCCUGCUGUCAGAGCUGUGGCUGCUGCAGAGGACACUGGAGGAGCCCCGAGCACACAUUCAUCAGAGCUGAAGUCUGGGGAUGAAGAACCCACCCUGGAGAAGCCAGAGUCCAUUGCUGCCUCAGGAUCCUUGAAGGAGCUCAGAGAGCUGUUGACCGUGAGCGUGGAAGUGCCGGUGGAGUCAGCCCCAGGGAUUGGAAACGACACAAAUGAGACACUGGUUCCCCAAGAAAAUGAAAAAGAAGAAGAGAAACCCCAAGUCUACACAGAGGGCAGUCCGGCACCUGCCCCCCAGGACAACUCUGAGGAAAAUCCAGUUGGCGAGAGGGAGGCCCAUCCUCCCCUUCCAGAGGCUGAGGCCCCUGGGGUGGAGGCUGGGGUAUUUCCAGAGGCCAGCAGCCCUGCUUCUCAGUCAGCCAGUGGGGGGUUCAGCCAGGAUGCCAGCUGCCCAGGCUCUGCAGAGGGGCCAGCAGAGUCUGUGGAGCCCCCUGAGAGGGAGCCGGGAGUAGGGACGUCUACACUGGAGGCCAGUGAAGGAGAGGCUGUGUCGCAGGAGGAUGACGCUGUAGGUGCUGACCCCGGCUGCCCCAGGGAGAGCCAGGUUUCUGAGGAAGGUGAAGCAAUGGGAGGGGAAGGCGGCACCACCCAGGCUGUGGGCAGCCUGGAGACCCAGGUUAAGGCUGCCUGCGUUCAUGAGUGUCAGUGGGUGGUCGAGAGUGCCCCGAGCACCCAGGUCCUCGAAGGUGGGAAGGAGUGGGAGGCUUGUCAGGAGAGCUUCCCGGAGCAGCCCUCAGAGGAGUGAGAGCCAUAAUUGGGCCGUAGUCUUUCUCCAAACCGAGUCAGUUAAAGGGUUCUAGUUAUGGGGGUACAUAGGAGUUGCUACCAAAAAAUCAUGAACUAUUUCCAGAGGAAACGAACACUGGCCGUGGACACUGAGGCAGACCUUUGUGGGACUGAACUGCUCCACCAGGAGUGACUACUUCAGCAUGUGAAUAGGCAUCACCGAGGCACCGAGGCACUGCAGGGCUGGGGCGAGAGGUAGCUGAGGCCAGGAGAGGACGCUCAGGCUUGGUGUUCUCAGCACAGUGCACGGGUGCUGUGUUCCUCUUGCACUUUAAGGCUUUUUAAUUUUGAGUAAGAAUGCAAACACAGACUGCAAGUCCAGCCUCACCAUCUCCUGAAGACUCAGCAACUGUCCACAGUCAGGGUGCAACGAAGGGAAGGUCAGGAACCCAGUGGCCGCUGCUGGGUGCAGCCCCAGGGGGCCGGGCAUGCCUGUCCCUGGAGAAGUUGGAGAGAAACUGAGGCAGGAAGGUUGUGGUUGGUGGGACUGUCUGCACCUGUUACUAAUUCUGCUAUCAAUUUGUUAAUGAAUCUUGUUGAGUCUUAUCAGUUAAUCACCUCGUAAGGAAAUUCAGAGGAGGCAAGGAAAUCUCACUGGCUUAUGUAAGCCUGAAAGCAUUUCAGAUUAGCCUUGGACUGUGCAAAGAACUCAUCUACAUUAUGGAACUUAAAGCCUACUAGUUAAACAAAACAUUAUUUGCACAGCUACUGCAUGCCACAUACAGUGUUAGGCAUAGUAAUAAAGAAAAGAUAAGAUGCUUUGUCUUGUACUUAAAUUAAAAGGCCCAUGAGUAUUUAGUCUAGAAGAAAAAGAAGUGCCAAUUUCCAAACCAUGACAGUUUUCUCUAUUUUCAUUCAAAUAGUCCUGACUCAUUCACAGAAGGGAACAAAAUGAAUGAAUGAAUAAAGACAGAAGCCAAGGUUUGUAUAAUCAAGUUCCAAAAAUAUUGCCUUACCAAAAAGCAGAAAUCAUUUGGCCAUACAGCAAGUUAAUUGAGUCCCUGGGAGGUAUAAACCACUGAAGAUACCACCAUGAAAAAGCUUCUGUUACUUCUUGGAGGGAAAUAGAAACAAAUACAUCUUCUAAAUGGAGCAUAGCCUGUAACCAUUAAUGUUAAAGACAGAAUGGACUUACUUGCAAGAAAUUAAGAUUUGUAGGGAACGCCAGAUCGUUCCCUACAAACUUCAGUCCCAGGUACUACAUGAUGAAGGUUCAAUCCACAGACGUCAAUAUUAGAUUUCAACGUAUUGUCCUAAGAGCCUGUUCUGAUUAUCACCUUUAAGUACAUUUAUAUCAGUUCUUCAGAGAAUUGGUUUCCACAGUUCAGUUGCUUAACCAGGAAUUAAAAUAUUUCCCUCCCUUACCCUCUCGUGAAGAAUUUCUUGGACUUCUAGGUCAUAAAGGAUGAAUAAGAGUAUCUGAAUGGUCUCCUGCUGAAUUGCUUCAGCUCUUUUAAGAGUGUGAGACUCUUGUGUCUGUGAGGGACCCCGUCAUAGGUGAGGAAGGCGGAGGCCACGUGGCCCUCAGUCCCUGCCCGUGCAGUGCUCCCUCCCUGGGAUCCUGGCUGUCAGUGCAGUGUAUUGAGAUGAUGUUUACUUCCUGCCUCUCCCAGACGCUCUUGUCAAGGACAGAAACUCGGGGUUAGUCAUCCUAUGUGCUUCCUGCUGGAAACCCACAACCCUGAAUAAUGGCUUCCUGCAUGUGCAUAACCUUAACAUCCCUAGUGCGUAGUACAGGAACUGGCAUGUGUUCACGCUGCUCAGGAAGCGUGGGACCUGAACACCCGGCUUGCUGCUGUGCAGGGGCAGUUUGGGGCUCGCUGUUAGGAAGGGAGCUGUGUGUAGUCAGGCUUUCUGCCCUUGGUGAGUCUUCCCUUAAAUAAAGUUCAGAGUCCAAGGGGCUGAUAGCCAGAUAGCCAGAAGCACUGCCCAGUAAGGCAGAGAGCCAAAGAGCAGUGCCCAGUCCCACAAAGACUGCCCUCUCCAUGGAGAAUCACAGUGAGGUGCAGUCCCAGAGCUUCCCAGCUUCCUCCCUUUGCUCACCUUUAAAAGACCUAAGAGCUUUUCCAACCCUAAAAGAGAAUUCAUUUCACCGUGUGAGAUGGAGCAGCGUCAAUGCCCUUCCUUCAUCCAUCCUGGAGGCCGGGAAGGACGAGGCACCAAGGGGCAGGACAUGCUGGAAGGUGCAGUCGAGGAACUUUUCUUCUCACACUUCACCAAGACAAGUUCUCGCAAAUGAGCAGGGUGCUUCUUCCACACGAAGAUGGAACAGGAAAUGGAAACGCAUUAAGAUCUGCGUCCGUGUUAACAGUUGGAAGGGAAGAACUUCAUGUGACCAGGUGUUUGUCUUGCUGCUCAGGCAGGUUUGUGUGUGUUGCUUCGGUGGUUUUCCUGGUGGGCACAAGACUGCUGUGAUCUGAAUGAGCAGCAUGGAAGGCCCCUGCGUGCUGCCCUGGGGGUCUCUGCGAUGGGCAAAGCAUUAGAAAUGCAUGAAAUCUCAAGACAUGGUUUUUGGCAAAAAUGAUGACAAUAAACCAGUUAUGUUACUGUUGACCUUUCACGAAGAACAUAUUUUCCUUGGGAAAAAAAUGGGCUCGGCAUUUUUUCCUAUGUAGUUUGGAGGACAGACAGUAGUGCCUUGCAUUAUCUGGAGUAAACUUUCCUAAUCAAAAAAAGAAAGGGAAAAAACUCUCCUGUGACUCUAAGGAUAAGAUUCCAAUUUUUCCAAAAACUUAUUAAAAAGAGGCUGAGCAAGAAGAACAACAGUUUUUAGGUCUGACCUGUACGUGAUUAUCAAGAUUCUCAAGGUUGGUUUUGUAAUUCUCCAGAUCAGAGCCAGUGAUUUCAGACUUCUCCAAUUCUCCCAGACAAAAGUGACUUUCGACCCUUAUAAAAAGUCCUAACUGUUAGGUGCUAUGUAGCAAUUUUAGGAUGGGGAAAGGGAAGGACAUUGCUGACUUAACAGCACAGUUUCACUAUGUGAAAAAGUUGGCAACUCCUGUCUUCUUACUUUUCCAUAAACGAAUGGCUUUGGGGGUUUGGCUUCAGAAAUCUGCAACUUCAAGAAGAAAAAAAAAAAAUCUACACUGUGGUUUUAUUUUUAUGGUCACUAUAUGAAGCAAAUAAACUCAAAACACUUUGUAGCCAUGCAUUUACUCUGCCAAGUGCCUAUAUUCCAAUAAAAUCCUCAUCCUUGAA